Messenger RNA from Homarus americanus (American lobster), 533 nucleotides. RefSeq lists its product as uncharacterized. NCBI's taxonomy places the organism in Eukaryota, Metazoa, Arthropoda, Malacostraca, Decapoda, Nephropidae. The record is from RefSeq and is a predicted model, not a curated record.
AUGUCUCAAGGUCCCCGCACCAUCAGGGAGGUCCUGCAGGAGCUACACAAGGAUGACCCGUCGUCUCUGACUCUGACCAAAUACCAGAACGUUCUGGUUCAUCUAACUGGCAUUUUAUAUGUUGAUGGCGGAGGAGAGGUAAAGGAAGACAAGGCAGAAGAACUGGUCCGCCUUCUCCACUCUUCCGGUAUGACAGACGAGAGUCAGUGGGAAGACCUGAUAAAUGACGUGAAGUGUGACGCUACCUUGUGUAAAUACGUCGCUAAACAUAUUCCACAUUUGGUGACAGGUGACAUAUGGGUCAGAGAUAGCAGUGUGUCAGUCUACACCACUCUACUCCCUCUUGGUCGACCAGACAAUAUAACCGUAAGAAUUGAUGGAGACCCAGACAACAUUCCCCACAUGGUCGACCUAAUGAAGGUGGUGGCUGCGUGUAACAACUGUGAUGUAGCCAUAACUAUGGACCAUCACUGGAAGCACCCAGACACCUGCAGCCCCUCUCUUGACUCAGCUCUCCAAGACGUCUUUAAAAG